Molecule: messenger RNA, 3969 nt
Organism: Fukomys damarensis (Damara mole-rat)
Lineage: Eukaryota; Metazoa; Chordata; Mammalia; Rodentia; Bathyergidae
Gene: Extl1
Product: exostosin like glycosyltransferase 1
Exons: 11
Coding region: 875-2902 (675 amino acids)
Cellular component (GO): membrane
Molecular function (GO): glycosyltransferase activity
Source: RefSeq, a predicted model, not a curated record
GAGGAGCCAGGCUGCUGCCAGGAAAGAGAUCUGGACCUGCCAGAUGCUGCCUGGAGGGACAGGGAGACAGAGAAGCACUGGCAGGGCUUGGCGGGCAUGGGGCAGGGCUUAGUGCGGACCUGGCCUCUGCUCCACGAGAGCGCCAAGCCUGAGGGUCCAGGGUGGCUGUGAGGCUGGGGAGGGGCAGUGCUGCCCGAGCUGGGGGCAGCGGCAGAGUGUAAGAGGACCAGAACCCUGAGUCCUCUUGGUCCCCCAGGCAAAGGGCUCUCACUUCAGCUGACUCUGAUGGCCCGCAUGGGCCACAGGAGUGCCUGGCAGCAGGUACAGGGGUAGCCAGAGCCACUCAAGGUCUGUUCAGGCAGCCAGGCAGUGCGGGAGAUCACCCUACUUCCAGCCUUCCCCUGGCAAGGCUGUUGCCUGUGGGAGCCCUGACCAGUUCUCCAUGGCCUGGCUGACAGCCCUCCUCUCAGUCAAGGGCAAGGUCAGAGCGUGCAGCCAGGAGGGCAGAGGGACGUUGCCUUGUAGUCCGGACAAGGGUUAUAGCAGUCUGACCAGUGUCCAGGGGCAGGGGCUCUUGCUGGUGGGGCAAAGGCUGACUUGGCUGUGUAAAGGCUGAGGAAACAGAGUCCUGAGCAAGGAAAGAAAAUCCAGAAAGCUAGGUCUUCCCUGGCUCCUCAUGCAUGGCCAGUGACUUGCUGAUUGACCUUAGGCAGGGAACUUGUCCGCAUGGGUUUUAGUCUUCCCAUCUGCACAAUGACAGUGCUGGCCUAGAAAGCUGAUCUCAGCCCCUGUCUCUGCCCUCAGGUCCUGCUCGUCCUUCCUGUGUGCCUGCAGGGGCACCUGGCUUUCCCCAGCCUUGGUUGUGGGUGGCCACAUGCAGUUCUGGAGAAGAAAGUCCCUCUGGCUGGCACUGUCAGCUUCCUGGCUCCUCUUCAUCCUCCUUGGAGCCUUCCCCCUUUUCCGCCUGGCAGUGUCACCCAGGCCUCAGCCCGCCGGCCCCCAAGGCUGGCCCCGCUGGCUGGAUGCAGCGCUCCUGCGGAGUUUCUCCCAGCCUGAGGAGCCACCAGAAGAUGUCCCUGUACCUUCUCAAGCCCCCCAGGGUGCCAGCUGCAGCUGGGGAACCUGCUUUGAUACCUCCAGGUGCAGGAAUCAUGGCCUCAAGAUAUUUGUACACCCAGCAGCUGGAGCAGCCUCUGAGAUGCAGCGCAGGAUCCUGGCUUCCCUGGAAGGCUCCCGCUACCAAACACGCAGCCUCGCUGAGGCCUGCCUCCUCCUCCUCCUCAGCCCAGGCGCCCCAGCUGUACAUUGUGGCCCAGUGCCCCACCACUGGGACAGAGGGAGAAACCACCUGGUCAUCAAUCUCCACCCAGACCCCUGUCCCCGGGCCUCCCAGUUGGGACAGGCCAUGGUGGCAGAGGCCAGCCCCAGGGUGGACACCUUCCGGCCUGGCUUCGAUGUGUCACUCCCACUGCUUCCAGAAGCCCACCCAUUGCGAGGUGGGUUUCCUGGCCAGCUGCGGCAGCACAGCCCCCACCCUAGGGCAGCCCUGCUAGCCCUGGCCGAGGAUGGGGGCAGGUGGCACACAGCAAGUUUCCACUCCACCACCUGCCCCUGGGAUGGGCGCUGUGAGCAAGACCUUGGACCCAAGCAGACCCACCGUGGGGAAAAGCUGCCCAACGCCACCUUCUGCCUCAUCCCUGGCCACCAUGCUGAAGCCUCGCGCUUCCUCCAAGCCCUGCAGGCUGGCUGCAUCCCUGUGCUUCUCAGCCCCAGCUGGGAGUUGCCCUUCUCUGAGGUCAUCGACUGGACCAAGGCGGCCAUUGUAGCUGAUGAGCGGCUCCCACUUCAGGUCCUGGCUGCCCUCCAGGAAAUGGACCCUGCACGGGUCCUCGCCCUACGACAGCAGACCCAGUUUCUGUGGGAUGCCUACUUCUCCUCAGUAGACAAAGUCAUCCAUACCACUCUGGAGAUUAUUCAGGACCGGAUCUUGGGCGCCUCUGCCCACCCCUCGCUGCUGUGGAACAGCCCUCCAGGGGCACUCCUGGCCCUGUCCACUUUUUCCAGGAGCCCCCAGGACUUCCCCUUCUACCACCUGCAGCAGAGCUCCCGUCCCGAAGGCAGAUUCAGCGCCCUGAUCUGGGUGGGAACCCCUGGCCAGCCCCCCUUGAAGCUCAUCCAGGCAGUGGCAGGCUCCCAGCACUGUGCCCAGAUUAUGGUUCUCUGGAGCAGAGAGAGGCCGCUCCCUUUCAGGUGGCCAGAGACAGCAGUGCCCUUGACAGUCAUGGAUGGGCCCAGGAAGCUCAGCCACCGCUUCCUUCCGUUCGGCACCAUCACCACUGAUGCCAUCCUCAGUCUGGAUGCCCACAGCAGUCUUUCUACAAGUGAGGUGGACUUUGCCUUUGUGGUGUGGAAGAACUUCCCAGAGCGGAUGGUGGGCUUUCUAACAUGGAACCACUUCUGGGAUGAGGCACAGGGUGGCUGGGGCUAUACUGCUGAGAUGGCCAAUGAGUUCUCCAUGGUUCUCACCGCAGCUGCCUUCUACCAUAGGUAUUACCACACUCUCUUCACCCACUCCCUGCCCCGGGCCCUGAGGACCCUGGCAGACGAGGCACCCGCCUGCGCGGAUGUCCUGAUGAACUUCCUAGUAGCAGCAGUCACCAAGCUGCCCCCUAUCAAAGUGCCCUAUGGCAAACAGCACCAGGAGGCGGCUCCACUGGCUCCUGGGGUUCCGGGAUCCGAGCCUCAACCUCAGUCCCCAGACCAUGACUGCAUCAACCAGUUGGCGGCAGAGUUCGGCCACAUGCCCCUGGUCUCCUCUCGCCUGCGCCUGGACCCCGUGCUGUUCAAGGACCCGGUGUCUGUGCAGCGGAAGAAGUACCGCAGCCUGGAGAAGAAGCCCUAGGAGAGACCCUGGGAGGUCGUAGCCUGGGUCCCGGGCCUAGCGGCACCUGCUUGCGGGGGCAUCUUGGAACCAAUCAGGACAGCCUGUACCUAAACGUCACUCUCGACCGACCAAUCACGGCCAGGGCGCCCGUGGGCGGGGCCACCCCUCCACAGCCGGGCGGCGCUAGGCAACGGCUGGGUGCGGGGCGUCUUUGCUCUCUGCUACUGUAGCUUCACUCCGGCUGACCGGCUUUCUGGGAUGCCUUUCUUAGUUUCUCCGCCCAGUUAACUUUACUUGUCUUUCAGAUCCUUGCCUGACAUUUAUGUCCCACUCCCAGGGUUCUAGGUCGUCUAUGCUCUCGCGAUUCCCGCGCUGUUCACGCUGGCUGGCAACGUGAACAACGUUGACCACCCCCAAGACCGGCCUGGGAGUCCGGAGGGCGGGUCGCAUCUUCUUCUCUCUGGUCUGGCAGUUGCGCCGCAAACAUUUGAUGAACAGGUAGAAAGACUUUAACUGUAUGCCUGCGUGGACACCGUGCACCCCUCCCACCCCGGGUUCCUAGUCCGCGAAGAAGGUAGACAUCUGCAGGCGCCUGACUUCUCAGGCGCCCCAGGGAAGGAGCAAAGAGAUGUAGGGAAGCCAGGAGUCGGAGUAGGAAAAGAGAUGCGAACGUAGGUGACGCAUCUCUCGCGCAGGACCCUGGGCGCUGCCACGAACCGGCCUUCCUGCAUUGCCGAUUUGUACCACUAGGGGUCAGCGCCGCGCCGCACUGCCUCCCAAAGGGAAUGGGGUUUUAAACUUCCCCUUGCUGGGGCGAAAGGGCGGGCAGGGGGCGUGGGUGGGUCAGCAGUGUGCACAGCCUGGGGUCUGCAAACACCGGAGGAAUCGGAAAGAACAGCCACACCCCUUUGGCUUGCACUCUUGGAGAUCAGUAAAAAGGGACCAUUUCCAGCAGGACUGGGCAGGAGGAGGGCUGUCCCCAGCGCCCUGUAGGAGAGGGUGAAUGGGGGAGGGGCGCUCGUUCUCCUGGGUUCGUCCACCUGGAACUGGAAUUAUCACUUCCGAAAUAAAAUGCGUGUCCUUGC